Molecule: messenger RNA, 2304 nt
Organism: Penicillium hordei
Lineage: Eukaryota; Fungi; Ascomycota; Eurotiomycetes; Eurotiales; Aspergillaceae
Product: diphthine--ammonia ligase family protein
Exons: 1
Coding region: 1-2304 (767 amino acids)
Biological process (GO): protein histidyl modification to diphthamide
Molecular function (GO): diphthine-ammonia ligase activity
Source: RefSeq, a predicted model, not a curated record
AUGUCUGCAACACAACCUUCAGCCCCGGGGCUCAAUGUGAUUGCCCUAAUAUCCGGCGGAAAAGACUCCCUCUACUCGAUCCUCCACUGCAUCCGCAACGGCCACAAAGUGGUCGCGUUAGCCAACCUCUACCCAGAACCACAGAACAAACCCCCAAGCACAAAUCCACACCAACCAAAAUAUGACGAAGAAGAAGACAUCGACAGUUUCAUGUACCAAACAAUCGGUCACAGCAUAAUCCCUCUUUACGAAACAGCCCUCCAAAUCCCUCUCUACCGCCAACCCAUCACAGGCGGCGCAGUCGAUACAGACCGCAUCUACGGAACUAAAACGUCCACUAAAACAUCCGACAAAGACGAGACGGAAUCCCUCGUCCCGCUCCUCAACCGCAUAAAACAAGCCCACCCAGAAGCAAACGCUAUCUCUGCAGGCGCCAUCUUAUCUACAUACCAGCGCACGCGAAUCGAAAGCGUCGCUAACCGCCUGGGUCUUGUACCCCUCGCUUGGCUAUGGAUGUAUCCAUCUCUCCCCGCCCCCGCGGCUAGAUCGGCCGAUACUUUGGCAAUACGCCAGGCGGGGCUCUUGGAGGAUAUGGCGGCUGCCAGAUGUGAUGCGCGCAUUCUCAAGGUCGCCUCCGGCGGCCUGGACGAGGGCUUCCUGUGGGAGAAUGUGUCUGGAGCUGGGAGUGGUGGCCGCAUGAUGCGAAGGUAUCUUGUUAAGGCUAUGAGUCGGUUUGCGGCCGCGGAAGAUAUUCGUGGUGCGGUGUUGGGUGAGGGUGGGGAGUAUGAGACGCUUGCGCUGAAUGGACCUGGUUUCUUAUGGAAGCAGAGGAUUGAGGUUGGUAGUCGGGAGGAGAAGGUUGGGGAGGGGGGUGUUGCGUUUGUUAGGUUGAGGGGCGCUAGGUGUACGGUCAAGAGUAUGUGGGAGAUUGACGAUGGGAUUACGCCGAGUGAUGUUAGGAGACCCGGGCUGUUAGAUGAAGUUUUCGAGGGUGUGUUGGGUUCUGCAUUGGAUGUUUCUAGAUCGCUUGACGAUUCGAAAUCGCAGGCGAUGACGAGUACUGCUCGGUCACCGGAUUGGCCGGUUUGUGAGCCGGUGCAUCGGCUGUUUGGCUCUACGUGGACUAUUUCGAAUAUUGUUGCGCCUGAGGCUGGUCCUGGCGCAGGGGCGCAGAUGAGAGGGAUUGCAGACAAGGUGGAAAAAGUGUUCAAGUCCUUUGCCCACCCCAGGUCCGGUUCUCGAUCAACAGACGACAUUGUUUUCGCUACGGUGCUACUCAAUUCAAUGGCCGACUUUGGAUCAAUGAAUGAUAUCUACGUCUCGCUAUUCAAAAAACCAAAUCCUCCCGCGCGUGUUACAGUGGCAUGCGGAGACCGUCUCCCGUCUAACGUCAAGGUGAUGGUCACAUUCGUGGUUGACCUGGGUGCGAGGGAUCGGCGCCAGGGCCUGCAUGUUCAAUCCAGGUCAUACUGGGCUCCGGCAAAUAUUGGACCAUAUUCCCAGGCGUUGUCAGUUCCGAUGCAGAAUUCUAGCAGACUCGUCUACAUUGCUGGCCAGAUCCCUCUGGAUCCUGGUUCUAUGAACUUGGCGCAAGUGGAGGGGUCAGCUUCAUGGGUUGAAAACUACCGUCUUCGAGCUGUACUGGCCCUUCAGCAUCUCUGGAGAAUUGGUGAAGCCAUGCAGGUAAAUUGGUGGCUCGGUGCGGUGGCCUUCUUGGCUCGUGGAGAACACGCUAAUACCCAGGCGCAAGUGGCAUGGCGCCUCUGGGAAAGAAUGCAUGCUUUGCCUGACAAUGAAGACGAGGAUGAUGACGAUGGCCCUCAGCUUGAUGCAUGGGAUAUCAAAUAUGGUCGCCGCACAGAGGAGCUGACCGAUGCCCUUGUGCCCAGUCUGCCCAAGUUUACUGUUCUUGUUGAGUCUCACACAUCCAUUCCACCAUUCUUGGCUGUCCAAGUGGACGAACUGCCACGAGGAAGUGAUAUUGAAUGGCAAGGGCUGGGAGGCCGAUGUGAGCAGGUCAAGCUGGACAUUAAAGGAGGGACAUCUGCCACUACCAUGGACACUCAAUACAAGUAUAUCAAUAUCGAGAUCGACGCGGGUUCGUCGGACGAUACAUUGAAACAAAUAUUGAGAUCAGUGAAAGAGGCUCACUGUCGAGAUUCCACACUGUCUCAGGCUGUGUUAUACAUUACACACUCAGUGCCUGAAGCCUUGUGGCCAGGACAGGUUGUGCCAUGCAGAUCAAUUUGGGGGCGAGAAGGACGAAGGUUGAGUGCAGGUGUGGUCCUACAGCAGCUUAGUUAG